Messenger RNA from Hylaeus anthracinus, 2241 nucleotides. Its product is annotated as hepatoma-derived growth factor-related protein 2-like. The record is from RefSeq and is a predicted model, not a curated record. Bases 351 to 1538 code for a protein of 395 amino acids. Lineage: Eukaryota; Metazoa; Arthropoda; Insecta; Hymenoptera; Colletidae. The transcript is spliced from 3 exons.
UAUAUAUUUCAAUGGGACAUUUUUAAUUAUUAUGAAAUUCAAUAUAUUCGUUUCAUCGUGCAAACCGAAAAUCGAUUCUCGAUUGCUAAAUGCUUUUCGAACCGUAGCCGACGAUCUGCUACUAUGUUAGUCAUGUAAGUUGCGAACGUUUGUAAUCGUUCGAAUCGUUGAUCCGUUGGUAAUCGUAGCACAUUGGACACCGGUUAGCUAUCGAGAUACGUGCCAACGUGCGGCGUAGCGACUGGAGUUUGUUGUCGAAAGCUCACGGAUAUACGGGAACCGAAGUUAAAUAUAAUAGAUCGAGGUAAUUAAAGACCGCGUGAAAGUGAUUCCUCGAUUCGCAGAGCACGAUGCCACCCCGCAAGACAGCGAGACAAGCGGAGGAAGAGGCCGCGGAGAAGAUCUCCGAUCCCGGCGACGUGUUGCCUCCGAAAAGAAAAAAAAACGUGGCGAAAGCCGCGGUUAAAAGCGACGACGAGAGGCAAAUCAGAUUGCCGAGAGCCGCGAAAUCAGGGAAAGCUCAGGCCGAGGUCCAGGAUGCGGGAAAGAAUCCGAAAGCGGCGGACAAAACGAUACCGAAAAAGAGUGCACCGGUGACGAAGGCGAACUCAAAAACGAAAUCCGUGGCCGCGAAGAAAAAUAAAGAGGCCGAGGUCGACGUGAACGAGGAAACUGGCAAAGAAAAGGUAGAAGCUGCGAAAACGACACGCACGAAAGCUGCGACGAAAAAGGCGGGAAUGGAGGCCGACGAGGAUCCCAAAGCAAAGCCUAAAGGAAAGUCUAAAAAAGCCAGCAACAAAACCACAGACGGUUUGGACCCACCAGCCACAAAGAAGAGGAAGCAAGCGAAUACAGAACCGACGGUAAAGGAAAGCACAUCUAGGGGAAAAUCGACGAGAAAGAAAAAUGAAACCGAAGCUAACGCAAAAGACGAACCUGCUGCUGCAUCCGUGAAACUCGCUGGAAGGAAGACGAGAGGUCGUAAAAACGACACCAGUCCCGAAGAGGAAGAAGUACAGAAUGGGGAUAACGAAAACAAUGAAAAUAACGUAUCUGAAAGUACAGAAUCCACUCAGACGUCGAGAAAGGGAAAAGUUGCGAAGAAGAAGGAGGAGACAGCGCCACAAAAGAAAGUAGCUAAGCCUCGUGGCAAAGCUGCUAAUCGUAAUAACGAUAAUGUUGCUACUGAAAACGAUACGAGUACAGCAAAGGAAGGUAAAGAUGUACAGAAGAAAGCAGCUAAGGAUAACGGAAGUACGCCAAAGAAAGGACGAGGAAAGAAACUCGCGGUAACAGAUGUGAACGGAGAGAAUUUAGAAAACACUUUUAUUAAAAAGGGACAGUCAGAUUCAAUCGAUAUAUUAGCUAGUAAUAACAAUUUGUCGAAGUCGUCCAAUGAAGAGGACAACAAAGAAGAUUCUGACGCGGAAGACGUAAACCAUGCGAAAAUGCAAAAGUCCAAUGACUCGUUUCAAAUUAAGACAGAGGAAAAUGAAACCAACGAGAUAAGUACAUCGAUACACGAAGAAGAGAAUUAACAUUAAAGGUUCUAUUUUUACUUUACAUGUUUCUUAAAAUAAUAUAUCAUUAAUAUUUUAAUAUAUUUCGUAAAAAAAGAAAACAUUAUCGAGUACUUCCACAUGAAGGAGUACGAAAAAAAUGUAUGUUGUAAGAGUUCAGUAAUAUACUUCGAUUACGUAUCGUUUCAAAAAUAGUUAUUUGUGUUUUACAUAAUGUAGUAUUUGGAGUCCACUUGUUAUAAUGAGAAUCUUAUACUUAAAAGUACUGCUGCGCGUUAAGCAGUUAUCUCUUAAUACCAGAUAAGAGAUCGUUGCUAGCAUAGAGCGAAUAACAGAGCAUUCCAUUGGUCUUUCUCAAUUUAAAUUGUUUUUAACGUUCGAAUGCCAGUGUUUCUCAAUGCUACACUGAAAAUAAAGAGGAUGUUUAUCGAAUAAGAUUCGUUUCAUUUAAAAAUAUAAGUGAAAAAGGUUACAAAGUAUUUAAAUAAGAAAAGAAUGUGAUAUAAUAAAGCAUACUUUUUAAUAUUGUAGCACACUAAAUUGAUAUAACACACUGUUAUAGAAUUAACAUCCCGAACAUUGUUUCCGACAUUUCGUUACAUUUACAUGGUUGUUAGACGAGUACUUUUAAGUGAUAUACGUAAGAUGUUUGAGAGUGAACAAACGAGUGAUUGAAUUUUAUAAUUAUUUCGAAUUUAAAUAAAUAUUUAUAUUCACAGGA